This is a messenger RNA of Drosophila simulans, 761 nucleotides long. It is a transcript of the gene dUTPase, whose product is annotated as deoxyuridine 5'-triphosphate nucleotidohydrolase. Gene Ontology annotation, molecular function: magnesium ion binding; dUTP diphosphatase activity. Gene Ontology annotation, biological process: dUMP biosynthetic process; dUTP catabolic process. NCBI's taxonomy places the organism in Eukaryota, Metazoa, Arthropoda, Insecta, Diptera, Drosophilidae. The transcript has 2 exons. The coding region runs from base 98 to 622 and encodes 174 amino acids. The record is from RefSeq and is a predicted model, not a curated record.
UACUUUCGGUAUUUUGCAACACUGGAAGUCCGCCAAUUUUCCGACGCUCUAUUUAACCGCGUCAUUUUCAGACCAGAAUUCUGCAACUGCCAAGAAGAUGAAGAUCGACACGUGCGUCCUGCGAUUCGCCAAACUCACCGAGAAUGCUUUGGAGCCGGUGAGGGGAUCCGCGAAAGCGGCAGGUGUUGACCUGCGUAGCGCCUACGACCUGGUGGUGCCGGCACGCGGAAAGGCCAUCGUCAAGACCGAUCUGCAAGUGCAGGUUCCGGAGGGCUCCUACGGACGCGUAGCCCCACGAUCCGGGCUAGCGGUGAAGAACUUCAUUGAUGUGGGCGCCGGUGUGGUCGACGAGGAUUAUCGCGGCAAUCUCGGCGUCGUCCUCUUCAAUCACUCAGAUGUUGAUUUUGAGGUGAAGCAUGGCGACCGCAUCGCCCAGUUCAUUUGCGAGCGCAUCUUCUAUCCGCAACUGGUGAUGGUGGACAAACUGGAGGACACCGAGCGCGGCGAGGCAGGAUUCGGUUCCACCGGAGUCAAGGAUCUGCCGGCAGCCAAGGCGCAGAACGGCAACGGAGAAAAGGCUGCCGAACCGGAGGGAGCUGCUCCGGCUCCUGUUGCCACGUAAACGAGGAACUAUUGCCGCAUUCCUAAGUCCUUCACGGCCACUAUCAAAGAGUUUCAUUCUGUAUCCUUAAGUGAAAUAUGUUAAUGUAUGGGUAAUUUGUAUCUAAUAAAACCGCAAAUAUAAGAAGAAAUGUUUCCAA